This is a messenger RNA of Mycosarcoma maydis (corn smut), 1545 nucleotides long. RefSeq lists its product as uncharacterized. Gene Ontology annotation, molecular function: fluoride transmembrane transporter activity. Bases 1 to 1545 code for a protein of 514 amino acids. The record is from RefSeq and is a predicted model, not a curated record. Gene Ontology annotation, biological process: fluoride transmembrane transport. The transcript has a single exon. Gene Ontology annotation, cellular component: membrane. Lineage: Eukaryota; Fungi; Basidiomycota; Ustilaginomycetes; Ustilaginales.
AUGGAUGCACAAGCGGCGCGUCCGUCGCGACAGUCGGAUGCAGCAGCAUCACAAAUCCAACGCUCACGUGCUGCAACACCUUCGCUUACACACAAGGCUUCCACCGUCAGCACCACAGACACAUUUGCCUCUGCGACCGACGGCCAAGGAUACUAUACCGACGCGGCUGAUGUAAGCGCCUACCACGAUGACGUGCGUAGCCGGUUCGACAGUGUUCCGAAUACGAUCAAUGGCUAUGGACUGGAUCAACGAGAUGGGGAGGCGCGCCUGCCGAGAUCGUCUUGCAGCAGGACAGAUGAGCAAGGCGAUGUUAUGAUCACCAACGUGCAUGAACCGCAGAUCACCUCACCACAGCUUCAAGCGAAUCCGCAGCAGCCACCGAUCGAAGCAGUGGCCUCGCCAUCCAUCUGUUCAAAUCGGAACGCAUGCGCCGAAGAAGCUGGCAAACCGACUGGGUGUGAGCAGCAAUCUUGUGUGCCAGAUGCAUACCACCGACUGGCGCGACACGCAGCAAUUGUGGGGCUGCUCAUGUUUUCGGCCAUCUGGGGAACGCUAGCGCGUGAAGGCAUGGUAGCACUCAACACGUACGACGGCGAAAGUGUGGCGCCGCUCAUAUGGGCGCAAGCGGUCGGUUGUCUGAUCAUGGGCGUCGCGAUCGGUGCGAACCGUGAGCCGAUCGAGCGCACGUAUCCGCCUGCGUACAUCAUGAUCACUACCGGUCUAUGCGGCAGCAUCACCACGUUUUCAAAGUGGAUGCUGGAUGUGUUUCGUGCAUUUGGCGAUCAGCGACACUUUGAUCGAGGCGGCUUGCACAAUGUCAUGGAUGCGUUGUCGCAGACCGCAGUGACGUUGGGGAUGGCUUUGAUUAGCGUUGAGGCGGGAGUUGCGCUUUCAAGCGUGGUCAAUGUGGAAAAGCUGGUUGCUGCAUUCCAUCAUUGGCGCUCCAGGCCAGGCUUGCAUCCGUCACGCACGCCACGUGCAGAUCUCACCGAUGGCGAAUCAAAGACGCACAUGGUUCAAGCGCGCCCGACGCUUAUUCUGGACACAUGCAUGUUUUUACUUGGGCUGAUCUUCUGGAUCGGCUGUGCGCUUCUGUGUGCCCUAUAUGGCGGGUUCCGACAUGUCACAUUCAGCCUCGUUCUCGCGCCUGCUGGUACUGUCGCGCGAUGGUACUUGUCGCGCCUCAACACACAUGCGCUCUCGAGACGAUUCUCACUACCGCUCGGCACGCUCGCUGCGAAUCUGCUGGCGACUGCGCUUAUCUGUGCCGCUUUUACCGCAUCGCGUGCAGGCUCCAUGCCCACAUCUUUCGCUGGCCGACUCACCGGAUGCCAAGCGCUGCAGGGCCUCCAAGACGGGUUCUGCGGCUGCCUGUCCACCGUCAGCACAUUCGCGGUCGAGUUGCGCACAAUCAAGCCUAGACGCAACGCGCUUAGGUAUGCGCUCCUCUCGUGGCUCGCCGGUCUGCUUCUCUGCGUCCUCCUGCUCGGCGCCCCGUGGUGGAGCGUCGGCAUGGACGGACGAUGCCUCGGAUACCCCAUGUAG